UAGUUGUGGCUACAUCGAUUCCUCAGAGCAGUUUACGCAUUCAAGAGUAUGGAAAACGCUUCUGUAGAGAUACCCGAUGACGGAAGAUAUGUUCGCUACCACAAGUACGAGUCCAUUCGUAUAGAGUGGUGCAAUCAUUUCAAAAACAAGUAUGCUAAACAAGAGCAUAUUGUACACGCUUUCUUCAAAAAUUUCCAUCGUAACCACCGAGGAUUUCAAUUCGUUGUUGCUGAGCUGUUUGAUGGGACAACUCACGUUCUUGUCGAGUCAGGAAAAUAUCUCAAGAUCAAAGAAGAACUGGAGAAGAUAACAGGAAGGAGCUUGCCCGAUGUGUCGAAUGUCUCGGACGUGAAGGUGAAGGAGAAAGCAAGAUCAUUUCACGACUCUCAAUCUCACAGGGAUUUUUCUCUCUCCCUGAAGAGGGCGAAUGACAAUAUCAAAGCAAGGAGAAAGGAUGAUGCCAAAAAGAGUGUUGGCCAACUACGCCGCUUCCUGCAAACUAAACCAAACGCGCGUAUGAUGGCGUUUGAUGUGGAAACGUAUGAAAAUGACCACAGCGUAAUUCUUGAAAUCGGCUUCGUCGUCUGUUCCUUGGCUAAACCAGAGGGCAACGAGAAAGCAUUUCAUUUUAUUAUCACAGAAAACAGCCAUUUUGUAAACAGGGAUUACGUUCCUGAUAACAGAGAGAAGUUUAGCUUUGGUACUUCAGAGCGCAUGUCCCUGAAAGAAGCCGCUGGAAGGUUCAUGCAGCAUAUCAGGGAUGUGGAUUUCUUGGUGACUCACUCGGGAACCAAUGAUGAAGCGUACCUUGCCAGUUCCGGCAUCUCGCUGGAAGGAAAACCCAUGUUUGAUACUCAGCUCCUUGCCUUAGCACUGCUGACCAGCGGAACAGCUGUCUUCGGUCUCAAGCGCCUGCUGAGUGACCUGGCAAUUCCGUUUGACGAGAACAUUCUUCAUAACGGUGGAAACGACGCAGUUUACACCAUGAAGGUGUUUCUUGCUCUCACCAAGAAGAUUUAACAAACCUUUCGUUUUAACUAAAACACAUGGAAGCAUUGUAAGGUGACAAUACACACGCAGUCCUGUGUUAACAACGCGUUGCUUAAUUUGAAAUAGAACACGAAUAGCAUAUGGAGGCAUUGUAAGGAGUUGCUAAUACACACGCUGUUGUCUUCUUAAGUGAACUACGGACUUUUAGUUGUCUGAACUUUCAAAACUCUUGCUUACUAAGUAAAUUUUAAGGAACAUUGAUAAAACUGUUGACAGCUAGUAUCGGCAACAUUAUAAAUUUAUACCAAACUUGCAAGAAUUUUUAUCAUGUAUUAACAUAAAACACGUUACUGAUUUUAACCUUUUUUCGUCAACAUUGAAUUUACUUGAAUUCAUUUUACGGCUAAAAUGCAUCCUCGAAUUAACAAGCAAGGUUUUUUUUGCAACUGUCCUUUCCACCGUGCAGACAAGACUGAAUGAAUCAAAGGAAGUCAUUAGGCCGGGCAGGGGAGAGUGGGGGAAGGGGGAAGGGGGGAAGGAGCCGGAGGGGUGUCAACCCUACUUAACGCCGGGAAUCAGGCGAAUCUCGAACAUUUACAGGAUAAUUUGAGAUAACAAUAUUACAUUAACAGAUUGCGAAAAAAUAUCCAAAUGCUUGAAGAAAGCACUGCUGACGACGCAUGUCAGCUCCCGUUUCAUUAAACUGGAGAAAUUUUAUCAACUUCCAAUCUUUUCUGGCAUUGAUGUAAUUUAUUAGCGAUUUAUUAUUUAUCGAUGAAGCAAAUAAGGGCUACAAUUCUGACACUUGUUAAUAGCCAACCUUAUGUAGCAAUGAUUGCAAGUGAGCAAACUAAUAAAAAGAAAAUUUAUGAAGAAAAUUAGAUUUUCUAAUGCUAUAGACGCGACUACUGUUAAUAAAAUAUACUUUUGGCUCCUCUUUUGCACUUCGAGAAGGCUACCAGCAAUAAUAACACAACAAAGCAAUUAUAAAGUGUUUCAUUAUUUUAUUGUAACUUUGUUUUGCAUGUACAUCGUACAGGCACUG
Orbicella faveolata is the source of this 2035-nucleotide messenger RNA. RefSeq lists its product as uncharacterized. The record is from RefSeq and is a predicted model, not a curated record. Gene Ontology annotation, cellular component: nucleus. NCBI's taxonomy places the organism in Eukaryota, Metazoa, Cnidaria, Anthozoa, Scleractinia, Merulinidae. Gene Ontology annotation, molecular function: nucleic acid binding.